AUGGUUAAAUUCAGCGAUGAACUGAAGAAAUCUUGCUCCGCUAAAGACCUUGAUGUGACAGGCGAAUCCACGCCUGAAACAACCGGGUUCUUUGAAGUUACCGUCGAUGGAAAAUUAGUCCAUUCGAAAAAAGAUGGUGAUGGAUUCCCGGAUACGCAAGAGAAGAUGGAUAAGAUCGUGAAAGCGAUCGAAGCAACUAAAUAA
This is a messenger RNA of Rotaria socialis, 204 nucleotides long. The record is from the annotation of a GenBank genome assembly. NCBI's taxonomy places the organism in Eukaryota, Metazoa, Rotifera, Eurotatoria, Philodinida, Philodinidae.